Brassica napus (rape) is the source of this 3890-nucleotide messenger RNA. RefSeq names its product pectinesterase inhibitor 4-like. Lineage: Eukaryota; Viridiplantae; Streptophyta; Magnoliopsida; Brassicales; Brassicaceae. The record is from RefSeq and is a predicted model, not a curated record. Gene Ontology annotation, biological process: negative regulation of catalytic activity. The coding region runs from base 3105 to 3704 and encodes 199 amino acids. The transcript has a single exon. Gene Ontology annotation, molecular function: enzyme inhibitor activity.
UAUAAAGGUAGAAAUCAUAGAAAGAAAUACUACAUUUAAAAACUUCAAAUAAAAUUGUGCAUUUCACUAACCAUUUAAUCUUCGUUUUUUUUUAACUUGUAUUUUUGUUUGUUUAAUUGAAUUAUAGGUCGUGGAAGCGAAUUAAUAAAUAAUAAAAGUAAGCAAAUACUAAUAUAAAUAAAUUAUGAAGUAGAAAUAAAAUGAAACAUAAACAAUAAACUAAUAAAACCCUUUAGAAACAAAAUAUAAGAAAACAAAAAUAAAUUAUAAAUUGAUGGUUAAACAAUUCCAUGACUGUUGCGAAUGCUAGAUCGUAGUGGUAAAGAUGUUUUGAGAAGGAGAGAAUGGUGAGGAGAUGUAGAUAUAAGGCCUAGUAUUUAUAUAUGCAAGGCGCCUAGGUCUAGGGUAUACUCGCUAUCAUUAAUUGCCAUAAUCAAAUUUUCUAUUUCAAAUCGAAAUCUGAAUAUAUUACUUCCUUUGUUCCUUAUCGUACACUAUUUGAUUGUUGUAUUAUAGAAAAUUAAUGUGGUGCUGGUCAAUCAAAUUAAAUGUAAAUAUCAAUCAGUGACAAUCACAUUCCCAUUCUAAAUUUGACGUAGUUAACAAUUCAAAGUUGAUCUUUAACUUAAUAAUCUGCACCCUGCGCGGAAUGAGUGAUUAAAAGAGAUUAUUACUUUAAUAUAUAGAUAUUAUAAAGUAAAAAAUAGUCACAAAUAUUAUAUAUAAUAAAAUAUUGAACGAAAUUAUGCAGAUUUAUAUAUGUAGUUUUUUUCCCAAAAAAACUUGUGUAGCUGGUUAGGUGUAAUUGAAGUAGAUUUAAAAAUAUUAGUUUUUGAAGUAGAUUGAAGGUGUAAAGCCGUAACUCAGUUUUAAAUCUAACUUUCUUUAUAUACAACCGUAAUUGCAGAUGAAUGAUUAAUGAUUAUAAAAAAUCAAUCAAUUAAAAUUAGGAAUUGAUAUGUAAUUUAAUUUGUCCAAUCAGAAUAAUCUAACUUUCUUUAUAUACAACCGUAAUUACCGAUAAAUACUUAAUCACUUAAAAAGACAAUCAAUGAAAAUUUUGAAUUGAUAUCUAAUUUAAUUUGCCCAAGCGGACUAAUAAAUUUUUCAAAUUCAACAUAAUAACAUACGUAGCUAACCGGUUAAGGCUAUAGCUUAAUACAUUUUUUUAUAUAUUCAAUAUAACUAUACCUAUAAUGAGUUUAUAUAUGUGAGGUUGAUAUAAAAAAUAACAUAUGACCAUUGGAUAAUAAGGACUUCUGAAAUAAGAAAAUUAAUACAAACCAUAUAGAUCAAGCAGUUAUAUAGCUCCUUCUACAUUUUAAAGAUAUUAAAAUUGCUUUAUAGUUGAUAUCAUUUAAGUGAGACGAACCUUCUUACUUAUACAAAAACAGAUUUGUACUUGAGAUUUUUAUAUUCUCAAAGAUGAUAGGCGUUUCGAGCUAUAUUCGAUUUUUAUUUGUACUUAUAUUAUAAAGAUGAUAAGCGUCUCAAGAUAGAUGAGAAAUAUUUCUUGAACUAAAACCUGUGUUAUACUACGUUUACUAAUAUAUUUGUAUAUACUUGAUGAAUAUAAAAACAUAAAGUGACUACGAAAAUCAAUAAUAAAAAUAUUUUUUAUUAAUACGAAGGAGGCCGCGUGAGAAAUGGGUAAUGAAUGAUCAAAUGAGUUAUCAGUUAUUUAGAUAGGAGUCAUAUAAUAUAUUAUGUUAAGCUAUAUUGUAAUGAAUAAUUGCAAUAUAUGUAAUUAGUCUAAUGAGGAAAGGGUAUUUAAUUAAAGAGUGUGAGAGUGAUUCUAGUGUUGACACCUAAGAAAUGGCAAUUUGGUUAAUAACACAUGAGGUUAAGAUUAGUUUAAAUUAAUGCUCCUCGAAUAAUAUAAAAGGGAUAAGAAAGAUGAUUAAUAUAUUAUUUUAAACAAACAAAAUAAAUGAUGUUUCUCCGAAUUAAGAGAUCUGGUCCAUGUUCUUAUUACAUGGACAUCAUGCUACAUCACGUGGCCCCUUGCUUAAACACCGGAAUGAAGUUUGUAUUCAUCUUCUAAUUUUAUUUGGACACCGAGAAAAAAAUUCUUCUUGAUUGUUUGGAAUAAUUUGAGACUCCCAUGUUUUGCAAAUUAUUAACAGGUAUGUUAUGUGGUUUACAGAGUCAAUAUAAGUCUGUAAAUGUCUUGCUGUCAAAAAAAAUUAACAGGUAUGUUAUGUAGAUGGUCAUGUUAUUUGACACAGCCAUCUCUUGGAAGUUACUAUAGCUUCUUGAAAUUGUUUACGAUUUACAUCAUAAUCUACUGGAUUAAUAUACUAACCAGCUAUGUAUAGUUAAUAGUUAAUAUCAGGUUAGAUUCGUGUUAUAAAUAGUUUAUAUGGUGAUUACGUUGUAACAAAAUUGAGCUGAUCAACUAAAUAACAACUUUAGCUUUUUCUUCUCUUUGAGCUAAACCUCACUUUUGGGGGAUCUAAUAAUAGUAUUAGAGCCGGAUGAUUAAUGAAAGAUAUGGUUAAAGACUCGGAAAAUGGAGCAAAUAGAAUGAGAUGUGACAUUGUUUACAUGUAUUUCGUAUAUUUAAGUAUUAUAUAGUUCUACCAACCGCAGUUGGUCUAAUAAGUAAAACUCUUGAAUCGCUUAGUAGAAAUCUAAAUGAUCGCAUCUUUGAUUCUCGUUAGGAUGAGAGAAGUAUGCUCUUCUAGAAAACGAUUAAUUUUGGACCUCGCCCUAAAGAGAUGAAUGAAUAUUUUUGAACCUAUAAUUUUCUUGUUAUGAAAAAACAGUAUUAUAUAGUUUUAUAAUGUGUUUACCGUUCAAAUCUAAAUUAAUAGGUCUGCCGCUAUUUUUUUUUCAAAAAUGAAAAGAUUUAUACCUAUAUACUAUUUUAUGGUUGACUAAAAUAAUUUUUAUUACAUUUAAACAAAUUUUGUUACAUUUAAACUAGAAUACUAGAUCUAAUCAUUCCCUUAAUAAUUGCGAUACAGUUAAUAAUUCAUUAUAUUGUGUAUCAUAUUAAUAUAUAUACACAUUCUGCAUAGCUUCACAAUUCGCCAUAAAGGUUGCUUUUCUCUUCUCUCUCGAACCCAAAGUUAAAAGUACCAAAUCCCUAAUCAACAAACAUGUUGCGUUUAGUCAUACUCUCUUUAACUCUCAUUGUUCUCAUCAACUCAUCAAACAUCCCGGGAACAACAGCAACCCCACCAGCCAAAUACCAAAACUACAAAACAUACGUAAAAACAGCAUGCAACUCAGCAACAUACCCUACAAUGUGCUACAACUCAUUGUCCUCCUACUCAUCAACCAUCAAGUCCGACCCAAUCAAACUCUGCAUAACAUCUCUCAACAUCAACCUUAAAUCCGCCAAAAAAGCCUCGUCCGUCGUCUCUAGCCUUCUCAAAAAGGCCAAAGCAGCCUCCAGCCCUGAGGUUCCGAUCCUCAAGGACUGCCUUGAGGAGAUGAAGGAUACUGUCGACGAGCUCAAGCAAGCGACAGCCGAGAUGAAGAAUCUAAACGGCGGAGGAAUCUCAAAGGAGGAGCAUCUAAGGAACGUGAAAACGUGGGUGAGCUCGGCGUUGACAGACGAGAGCACGUGUACAGACGAGUUAGAGGAAGGAGAAGUGAAUGCGGACACGAAGAAGAAGGUGAAGAAAGCUGUUUCUGAGCUUUCAUGGACUACAAGCAAUACUUUGGCCCUGAUGACUAAUUACCUAGGUUACUGAAAUUAACCAUUGUAUUCACGUCUUAUCUUUGCAUGUGCAUGUGUACGUUUUCUUUCUUUUCUUUCUUUUUGUUUGUUUGUUUGUUAAAGGUAGACGUUUUAUCUUGUUUUCUUUAUGUCAUAAUUAGUAAUCAUAUAUAUAAAUUCCAAGUUUUGACACUGUCUAACGUUUUAUAAUUACUUGCAA